Messenger RNA from Cyprinodon tularosa, 2529 nucleotides. It is a transcript of the gene hs6st2, whose product is annotated as heparan sulfate 6-O-sulfotransferase 2. The coding region runs from base 307 to 1701 and encodes 464 amino acids. Gene Ontology annotation, cellular component: membrane. The record is from RefSeq and is a predicted model, not a curated record. Lineage: Eukaryota; Metazoa; Chordata; Actinopteri; Cyprinodontiformes; Cyprinodontidae. Gene Ontology annotation, molecular function: heparan sulfate 6-sulfotransferase activity. The transcript is spliced from 2 exons.
CUUUUUUCGCGCAGUGGCUGAUGGGAGGAAAGAUCAAGAAUCGGUGGUUACGGAAGCCUCGCUCUGGCUUUUUCUAGGACCAUUAUCCUUUUAGAUAACUAAAACCUUAAAUUACAUCUAUUAUAGUUGAUAAACAUAACUGAAUGUUUGUUCCAGUUAAAGGACCCAGAUCCCGCUGCGCUCUGGUUCUCUGUCUGGUUACCUAACGCUGCUCGCUUUUAGCUGCAUUGUUAUUGUUUCUGCUCUCUGAGGGGCCCCCAGCUGGAACGGGGUCCUGAGGGAUGGUUUCUCAUCGGGUUCGGGGAAAUGGAUGAGAGAUCCAACAGCUCCUACCAGCGGCUCUCGGUUUUCCUGUUAAUGCUGCUGGUUUUUGGGGUGUUUACCAUCCAGUAUGCCUGUCCCAGCAGCUCAGAAUGCCAAAUGCUCCAGCAGCUGGGGGAUUGGUUCUCCCUCGGAAGCAGAACCGGGCCCCGAAUCGGCGAUAGUGAAUCCCCCGAUGGGCUCCAGAAGGACCCCUACGUCGCAGAAGACGGCGCUUUGGCCCGAUUUGUCCCUCGCUUCAACUUCAGCAAAGCGGACCUAAAUCGCGCCGUGGACUUUAACAUCAAAGGGGAUGAUGUUAUAGUGUUUCUGCACAUCCAGAAGACUGGAGGCACAACUUUUGGACGACAUCUGGUGCGUAAUAUUCAGCUGGAGAGGCCCUGUGAGUGCCAUGCGGGCCAGAAGAAGUGCACCUGCCUCCGGCCCGGUAAAAAGGAGACCUGGCUCUUCUCUCGGUUCUCCACCGGCUGGAGCUGCGGGCUUCAUGCAGACUGGACUGAGCUGACCAGCUGUGUGCCAUCACGCAUGGACUCCAGAGAGGCCCCGAAAAACCAGCCCAGCAGAAACUAUUACUACAUAACAAUCUUGAGAGAUCCAGUUUCCCGCUACCUGAGUGAGUGGCGUCACGUGCAACGCGGAGCUACUUGGAAGGCCUCCCUCCACGUGUGUGAUGGACGGUCACCAACGCUGUCAGAGCUGCCAGGUUGUUAUUCAGGAGACGACUGGUCGGGUUGCUCCCUGCAAGAGUUCAUGGACUGCCCCUACAAUCUGGCAAACAACCGACAGACCCGCAUGUUGGCGGAUCUAAGUCUGGUGGGGUGCUAUAACGUCUCGGCCAUGAGCGAGGACGAACGCUGGGCAGUGCUUCUAGACAGCGCUAAACACAAUCUAAAAGGGAUGGCCUUUUUCGGCUUAACCGAAUACCAGCGUAAGACCCAGUACCUCUUUGAGAGGACCUUCAACUUGCAGUUCAUCGCACCUUUCACGCAGCUGAACGGGACGCGUGCUUCCAGUGUCGAGGUGCCGCCUGAGACGCAGCAAAGAAUUCGCCAGCUGAACCGAUGGGACAUGGAGCUGUAUGACUAUGCCCGUGACCUUUUCCUGCAGCGUUUCCAGGUGGUGAGACAGCAGGAGCGCAGGGAGGCCAGGGAGCGGCGACAACAGGAGAGGAGGCGGCUCCGUGGACGCUUUUCAUCAAAACAAGAGAGGCGGUUGAAGCCAACUGAAGCGACGCCUUCGACCAGCGCCGAAACACAGGAUCGUCGGAGGGAGAUGGCAGCGGAGGACAGCAUGGAGUCAGAAGUGCUUCUCCCAGACUGGUGGGAUGUUGAUGAGAAUAGCACCAUGGAGGACUACAUAGGAAAUGUGGAACAGUGGUAGCAGCAGGCUGCCUUUAUAGGACGUGUACCAAGAAUUGCCUUGUCAAUUGUUGCUAAUUCAGGUUACUUUUAAUAUAUGCCUUCGUUUGGCCUUUUGUUGUUUUAAAUGUGAAUUUAAUUUAUUUAAACUGCACUUUUUUUCUCAGAACUGACAUUCUGUUUGGAUCCUUUCACAUAAGUAGAACAAAAGACAGGAAUGUUUUAUAUUGUUUUAGAUGAGUCCAGUCUCUAGUAGGAUUUUUUUUUUCAUGUAUUUCAUUGGAAAUUAAGUGAUGCACCUUGGAAGAACAUGCCUUUUUUCUUUUUUUAACACACUACAUUUAUGUGACCAACAAUUUUUACAUUUGCCAAACUGCUGUCUUCAUUAUUAUGUACUUUUUCCUGUUUUUGUUUUUUCUUAACAGCGAAAAAAAUGAACAUUUUUGAUAGUACCUCAAUUUUCGGCAUUGCCUGCUCAUGUUGAUCAAAUAUUGGAGUUUGUGUUUUUUAUUUAUUUUAAUAUAAAUUAAGCUUUAAUAUUCAUCAAACUGCUGCUGUAUUCUUGCCAUAAUUGCAUGCCUUCAUAAGUUUUUUCUGUAGUUGUAAUCCUGGGAUUACCCAGCAGGGGGCGUUAAAGUACCUUUAAUGUCGGUGGUACAUAGACUGUAGAGCUGGACUUGAAUCGCAUAAGAUUUAGCAAAUUUGGAUAAAUAGUAUUCUGCUUCCUUGACUAUUUAAAAGGAUUUAUGAAAGUUUAUAUCAGUCACAGAUUUUCCACUAUAAUAAUUUUUAAAAAAGUGUAGCUUAAUCACUCAACCUACAUUCAUAUUCAUUAAAUUGGAAAAUUGUU